Salvia hispanica is the source of this 998-nucleotide messenger RNA. RefSeq names its product putative disease resistance protein RGA1. NCBI's taxonomy places the organism in Eukaryota, Viridiplantae, Streptophyta, Magnoliopsida, Lamiales, Lamiaceae. The record is from RefSeq and is a predicted model, not a curated record. Gene Ontology annotation, molecular function: ADP binding.
AAAAAAAGCAACUUCAAAACGUACAUCGUCGUCUGCUGCAGCGCCUCCUGCUCGUCGUCACCGUCGGCCGCCACACAACCAUAGUAGCUGCCACUUACCAGCCGUGAAGAAAGGCACCCCCAAAACGGAACGUGAGGCUACCGCCCGUUUGCCGUCGCACAACCAUAGUAGCUGUGCAGGAUAAACCAAGAGGAGAAAAUUAAAGGAAGAAAAAAAAGCAGCUCCAAAACACAAAUGGCGGAUGCUAUUGUUUCAGAAGUGGUUGGGAGAAUUGCAACUAUAUUAGAAGAUAAGAUUCGGUAUGAAGUCAAUUUGGUGAGAGGCGUGAAGGACGAACUUCUUUAUCUUUCCAAGAAGCUCAAGACGAUCCAAAAGGUGUUGGAUGAUGCAGAAAAGAGAGGAGUGAAAGAUGAAAGUGUCAAAAGUUGGUUGAAGAAGCUCGAAGCUACUGCUUAUGAGAUGGAGGAUAUUUUGGAUGAAUGGAGCUAUUCUCUUCUCAGAGAUAAGAGGGAAGGUUCGGCUGAGCCUGAGCCUAAGCAAAAGAUAGGGUGUUCCUUCAUCAGAUCUUCUUGUUUAUCUUUCAAGAAAGUUUCUGUCCGUCGUGAUAUUGCCAAGAAAAUAGAAAAUGUGAAAGCUAUGCUUGAACAGAUUUACAAGGAGAGAUCUGAAUUUAAUUUUGUCAUCUCUCCGCCUACAACUGAUCCCGUGCCCACACCUUGGCGAGUGCAAUCCACACAUUUUGUUGACAUGACGAAAGUUCAUGGGGAGGAUAUACAUAAGAAAAAAGAAGACAUAGUGAGCAAACUAAUGCUUAAUGAUGGUCAUACCCAAAUCUUGUCUAUUGUUGGAACCGGGGGACUUGGCAAAACAACUCUUGCCAAACUUGUUUAUAAUGAUAAACGAGUGAAGGAUUGUUAUGACUUGAAGAAUAUGGAUUUGUGUUUCUGAUCCUUUUGACGUGUCUGGGAUUGCAAAAGGAAUUGUUAACAAAGUUGGAA